CGGUAAUUUUCUAUAAAUUUUCAGUUUAAAAUUUUAAUGCCAGUUCAGCCCAAAUCCGCUAAACAAUUGAAAACAAAUCAUUUUCUAGUAUCUCUUUCACACAUCUUUAGCAGGUCUACUUUUGAAUUCUGGCUGAAAUAUCAAAUGGCUGGAAAACAGUUUAGCUGAUGAUUGAUUCAGAGCAAUGCUGUGCGGAAGUUGGAUGCCGAGCUCAAAUGAAAUUAUAUAUGUAUUCUCGAGACAUGUUCUUGACUGAUCCUUAAAUUGUUUUUUGGUUAUCGAAAUGCAGCAACUGAAGAAAUAACAGAAUGGCUUAAUCAGGUCUGCAGUUGGCUUCAACUGACGGUAUGAGCCAGUUGGACUUUGAUGGCCAUCGCGAUAAAACAUUUGAUAGUGGGAAACUGACAAUCGAGAGAGUAGCAGACUUGUUAGGACCACAAGCAAUGCUCAGCCCAAUAAGUAACACAAGUGAACAUGAGUCUGGAACAAGCACCGGGACAAGUCUGGACAAGCUGGGAGCUCUCAGAGUGGAUCCAAUAUCCAUUCCCACCUCCUCUCCCUCCUACCCCACCAUUGCUCCGGUUUUGUCUCCCCAAUCGCAGUCCAGGUCAACCACCACACCCGCACACCUCACAGCUGCAGGCAUGUCACCGAUCAAAAGACAGCGUGCCCUUUCCACGAAUGAGAAAGAGAGGCCUCCCUUAUUACAGUCGACAAAAAGAGAGAUCUACACGAGAGGAAGACCCCCCUGGUACACUCUGACUGGUAACAACAUGAAGGAAGCCUUCAUCAUAGGUUUGUCAGGUGGCAGUGCCAGCGGGAAGACCACUGUAGCUGCCAGAAUAAUAGAGGAACUAGAUCUGCACUGGGUCGUCAUCCUAUCAAUGGACUCAUUCUACAAGGUUCUAACAGCGGAGCAAGUAUGGAAGGCAAAUGAAUGUGAUUAUAACUUCGACCACCCGGACGCCUUCGACUUCGAAUUGAUGAAUGAGACUCUGAGGUCUCUGAAGGCCUUCAAGAGGACAGAAGUGCCCCAGUACGACUUCUCAACUCACUCCAGAAUGAAGGAUUGGAAGACCUACUAUGGGGCCAAUGUUAUUCUGUUCGAAGGUAUCUUGGCGUUUGUUAACAAAGAAGUUCGUGACUUGCUUGACGUGAAAAUAUUUGUGGACACUGAUUCAGACAUCAGGCUGUGUCGCAGACUAUCGCGUGACAUCAGUGAGAGAGGACGAGAUUUGAGAGGUGUCUUAAAACAGUACGACAAGUUUGUCAAACCGGCCUUUGAUUCGUACAUCGAACCAUCGAAACUCUAUGCUGAUAUCAUAGUACCACGCGGAGCCGAGAAUGAGAUAGCGAUUGACAUGAUUGUGAAGUUGGUGAGCAACAAGUUUCUGGAAGCAGGCACCACCAUCCGAGCUGAGCUGGAUCAACUUAACCACCGGCAAAUGGAAGGAGCAAAGCCCAACCUACUCCCACAAACCAACUCAGUCCGCGCUCUGCACACGAAGUUGAGGAAUAAGAACACCCCACGUGACCAGUUCAUUUUCUACUCUCUCCGACUGAUGAGGUUAUUAGUUGAGUACUCUCUUUCUCUUCUGCCAUACGAAGAGAGUGCAGUCUCUACCCACAUGGAAAACCCCUACCGAGGCCUCAAAUUCACUGGCGCAAUCUCAGCGGUGAGCGUACUUCGAUCCGGCGAGACCCUUGAACAAGCUGUGGCAGAAGUAGUGAAGGAUGCCAAAAUAGGCAAACUUCUCAUCCAGACGAACCCAAACACGUUGAACCCUGAACUGUACUAUCUGCGGCUGCCAAAAGAUAUCAAGAAUGACUUUGUGCUAUUGCUGGACUCCACUGUGACAUCUGGUGCUGCUCUGUUAAUGGCCAUCCGCAUCUUGCUCGAUCAUGAAGUGGAAGAGGAAAAAAUUAUCGUGCUGACUCUAGUCGUCUCGCAAAGAGGUUUGAAUGCCGUUUCUUACGUGUAUCCCCGCGUGAAGAUUGUUACUUCAGCUGUUGACGAUAUCGACUCUGACAACAAACAUUGUCUGGUGCCUGGAAUCGGCAGUUUCGGAGACCGGUUCUUCGGAACUGACAUCUACUCAACAAGCACCAGCUUGGGGACUGCGAAGUUAGAACAAUUACUGCAGGAAGUGAAAGACGAAUCAAGGUCGUCGUGCAGCGAAGAUAUCGAAGAUUAUGAAUCAUAGACGAAAGAAACUUCAAAAAGUGUAUCCUAGAAGCAUUCAUAUGUGAUGUUCAUAUGUGACGACGUUGGCUAACGCUCUAUAAUUCAGCUGUGAAACUUGGUUUAAAAUGUUUCCCUUUGUUUUCGUUUCAUUUUUGUUUCAAUCUAUAAUUUAGGCGCUCAGCUAUCAUACUUGUACUUGGUAUUGUUUGUGUUCAAUUAAUACUCUUGAUUUAGUGUUAAUCUAUUUGCCGUUUGAUUAAAUUUUCAUUCCGCUGUAUGUGGAAAAUUCACCUCAUUUGCUUGCAAUAUUCUAUCCAAGAAAACUCGAUAAUUUAUCGGUUAAUUUGUACUCUAUUUAUUGACAGAAUAUUUGGUUGCUACCAUAUUCAAAGUUGCUACGA
Symsagittifera roscoffensis is the source of this 2586-nucleotide messenger RNA. RefSeq names its product uridine-cytidine kinase-like 1. Bases 348 to 2204 code for a protein of 618 amino acids. The transcript has 10 exons. The record is from RefSeq and is a predicted model, not a curated record. Gene Ontology annotation, molecular function: kinase activity; ATP binding. Gene Ontology annotation, cellular component: cytoplasm. NCBI's taxonomy places the organism in Eukaryota, Metazoa, Xenacoelomorpha, Acoela, Convolutidae.